Ochotona princeps (American pika) is the source of this 936-nucleotide messenger RNA. RefSeq names its product aquaporin 4 (gene AQP4). NCBI's taxonomy places the organism in Eukaryota, Metazoa, Chordata, Mammalia, Lagomorpha, Ochotonidae. Gene Ontology annotation, molecular function: water channel activity. The coding region runs from base 31 to 936 and encodes 301 amino acids. The transcript has 4 exons. Gene Ontology annotation, biological process: transmembrane transport. The record is from RefSeq and is a predicted model, not a curated record. Gene Ontology annotation, cellular component: plasma membrane; basolateral plasma membrane.
UGUGGACCAUUGUGGACAAGACAGGACAUCAUGGUGGCUUUCAAAGGGGUCUGGACGCAAGCUUUCUGGAAAGCGGUCACAGCGGAGUUUCUGGCUAUGCUUAUUUUUGUGCUCCUGAGCCUGGGCUCCACCAUUAACUGGGGUGGCACAGAGAAGCCCCUGCCUGUGGACAUGGUGCUCAUCUCCCUCUGCUUCGGACUCAGCAUUGCCACCAUGGUGCAGUGCUUCGGCCACAUCAGCGGCGGUCACAUCAACCCCGCUGUGACCGUGGCCAUGGUGUGCACCAGGAAGAUCAGCAUCGCCAAGUCUGUGUUCUACAUUGCAGCCCAGUGCCUGGGUGCCAUCAUUGGAGCGGGGAUUCUCUACCUGGUUACACCCCCCAGCGUGGUGGGAGGCCUAGGAGUCACCAUGGUUCAUGGUAAUCUUACCGCUGGCCAUGGUCUCCUGGUGGAGUUGAUAAUCACAUUUCAGUUGGUGUUCACUAUUUUUGCCAGCUGUGACUCUAAGCGGACUGAUGUCACUGGCUCAAUAGCUUUAGCAAUUGGAAUCUCUGUUGCAAUUGGACAUCUCUUCGCAAUCAAUUAUACUGGUGCCAGCAUGAAUCCUGCCCGAUCAUUUGGACCUGCUGUUAUCAUGGGAAAUUGGGAAAACCACUGGGUGUAUUGGGUUGGCCCAAUAAUAGGAGCUGUCCUGGCAGGUGGCCUUUAUGAAUAUGUCUUCUGCCCAGAUGUUGAACUCAAACGACGUUUUAAGGAAGCCUUCAGCAAAGCCGCGCAGCAAACAAAGGGGAGCUACAUGGAGGUGGAAGACAAUAGGAGUCAAGUAGAGACUGAAGACUUGAUUCUAAAACCAGGAGUGAUGCAUGUAAUUGACAUUGACCGAGGCGAGGAGAAAAAGGGGAAAGACCCAUCUGGAGAGGUGUUGUCCUCAGUAUGA